CUUACACCUCCUCCUCAUUCACAGAACGUACUCUGCGAACAGUUCGCCACUUGUUGAAUCGUUUUAGAUCUUUCGUCGUUUCGACCAUGGCGCUAUUCACCGUGCUUACCACUGCAGGCGUCUUGCUAUGCACUUCUUUCGCAUAUCUUGUCCGCACCGUCUACAAUCACCGAAAGAAGAUCAAUGACCUUCGGAAGAAAGGCGUGCCCAUGCCGAAGGAAUGGAGCUGGGUGACGGGCCACCUACUUGUGUUGCAGAAAUAUGUUGACCGAAUCCCCCCGGACGCAGCCGUAGGGUUUGCCAUGAGGGACCUUUCCCAGGAAUAUGCCGACACAGAGUUGUUUCUUAUGGAUUUCUGGCCAGUUUACCCUGCUCUAUACACAGUAUUCGGCCCCCAGAUCAUCGACACAAUCUGUAACAAGUAUAACCUCCCAAAAACACCCACCGCGGCUGCCACGAUGAAGCCAGUCACUGGGGGUCCCAGCCUCAUCUCGAUGAACGAUGAAAAAUGGAAGUACUGGAGAUCGUUAUUCAACCCUGGCUUUAGUACUGGAGCUAUGUUAAAUAACGUCCCUCAUAUUAUUGACUCGGUACUGGUAUUCCGCGAGAAACUGGUUGAGAAUAUUGGCAAGGGAAGGUUCUCACUGGAUGAGUUCACGACGAAGCUUACUAUGGAGGUCAUCCUUAAAGUUACCCUGGACGAUGCGUCGAACUACCAACGAGCACCACACAUCCUUCCCACCGCACUGGGCCGGAUACUGCGCUGGCAUUCGUUCUGGGACCCUCGAAUACUGAUUCACCCCUUCCGUCCAUUCGUCCAGAAGUACAAUGGGUAUGUGAUAGAUACGUACAUACGCAAAGAGCUGGAAAAGCGACAUCUAGAGAUCAGAGAAUCGAGAGCCUCAGACGUCUUGACUACACAGCCAAGGGCUAUGAAAUCAGUCAUCUCUCUUGCACUCGAAGCAUACCUGGACGAAGGGAAAGAGACCCUGGACGAGGAGUUCACAAAGUUUGCCGCAUCUCAAAUCCGGCUUUUCCUGUUUGCCGGGACUGACACCACCGCGUCAAUGCUGGUUUACGUCUAUCAUAUGCUAGCGAAGCACCCUAACUAGCUCAACCAACUCAAAGGGGAGCACAACCAAAUUUUCGGGACAAACCCGGCCAAUGCUGCCAGCCUCCUUCGAAAUACACCAAGUCUCUUAAAUAAUUGCAAGUUGACACUGGC
Messenger RNA from Diaporthe batatas, 1225 nucleotides. RefSeq lists its product as uncharacterized. The record is from RefSeq and is a predicted model, not a curated record. Gene Ontology annotation, molecular function: monooxygenase activity; iron ion binding; oxidoreductase activity, acting on paired donors, with incorporation or reduction of molecular oxygen. The transcript has 3 exons. The coding region runs from base 87 to 1112 and encodes 341 amino acids. Lineage: Eukaryota; Fungi; Ascomycota; Sordariomycetes; Diaporthales; Diaporthaceae.